Molecule: messenger RNA, 744 nt
Organism: Nicotiana tabacum (common tobacco)
Lineage: Eukaryota; Viridiplantae; Streptophyta; Magnoliopsida; Solanales; Solanaceae
Source: RefSeq, a predicted model, not a curated record
AGAGUAAUUGUACUUAUGCCAUUUUUCUUGCAUGCAGCGGCCAGUGAAGUGCCAACUGCUCCUCUCUCAAAGAUCAGAGAGCAAGUGACAACCCUUUGCAUCAACAUUCUGCACUCUUAUCGUAAAUUCUGUGCCACAGUGUCAUCCUCGGGACAACUUAUCCUUCCGGAGGCACUUAAACUUCUUCCUCUUUACACACUGGCUUUGCUUAAAAGCACUGGACUUAGAACUGAUGGACAGAUCGAUAGUAGGUCCUUCUGGAUUAAUUACGUUUCCCCACUCUCUACUCCAUUGGCAAUCCCUCUGGUCUACCCUAGAUUGAUAGCCAUUCACGAACUCGAUACAGAGGAGAAUGGCGAUUCUCUUAUUCCUCCUUCUAUUCCACUUUCCAGUGAACAGAUCAGUGACAACGGGAUCUAUCUUCUCGAGAAUGGCGAGGACUGUUUGAUAUAUGUUGGGAACUCUGCAGAUCCUAGUGCUAUCCGUCAGCUGCUAGGCAUUUCAUCUGUUGAAGAAAUUCCUGCUCAGUUUGUUCUGCAGCAGUAUGACAAUCCACUUUCUAAGAAGCUCAACGAUAUCAUUAAUGAUAUUAGACGCCAAAGGUGUAACUUUCUCCGGUAUGAUUCUUCUUUUUAUGUGUAUUUGCUCCUCUCUUUACUUCUACCUUUUAGGAGAUGGUCCCUCAAUUACAUUUCAUUACUUAUAAAUCAAAAGGAAUGUAAAUGGUGAAGUCUUACCUAUAAC